Molecule: messenger RNA, 3923 nt
Organism: Camelus dromedarius (Arabian camel)
Lineage: Eukaryota; Metazoa; Chordata; Mammalia; Artiodactyla; Camelidae
Gene: NEFH
Product: neurofilament heavy chain
Exons: 4
Coding region: 54-3332 (1092 amino acids)
Biological process (GO): axon development; intermediate filament bundle assembly
Cellular component (GO): neurofilament; axon
Molecular function (GO): structural constituent of postsynaptic intermediate filament cytoskeleton
Source: RefSeq, a predicted model, not a curated record
CGUCCUGGCUUCAGGCUCCCGCUCCGCCGGCAGCCGCACCUGCUCCGGCCAAGAUGAGCUUCAGCGGCGCGGACGCGCUGCUGGGCGCCUUCCCGCCGCUGCACGGAGGCGGCAGCCUGCACUACGCGCUGGCCCGCAAGGGCGGCGCGGGCGGAGUGCGUUCUGCAGCCGGCUCCUCCAGCGGCUUCCACUCGUGGGCACGGACGUCCGUGAGCUCCGUGUCGGCCUCGCCGAGCCGCUUCCGCGGCGCAGGAGCCGCUUCCAGCACCGACUCACUAGACACGCUGAGCAACGGACCGGAGGGCUACGUAGUGGCGGCGGCGGCGGCGCGCAGCGAGAAGGAGCAGCUGCAGGCGCUGAACGACCGCUUCGCGGGCUACAUCGACAAGGUGCGGCAGCUCGAGGCACAUAACCGCAGCCUGGAGGGCGAGGCGGCGGCGCUGCGGCAGCAGCAGGCGGGCCGCUCGGCCAUGGGUGAGCUGUACGAGCGCGAGGUGCGCGAGAUGCGCGGCGCAGUGCUGCGCUUGGGCGCGGCUCGCGGCCAGCUGCGCCUGGAGCAAGAGCACCUGCUGGAGGACAUCGCGCACGUGCGCCAGCGCCUAGACGACGAGGCCCGGCAGCGCGAGGAGGCUGAGGCGGCCGCCCGCGCCCUCGCGCGCUUUGCUCAGGAGGCCGAUGCGGCGCGCGUCGAGCUGCAGAAGAAAGCGCAAGCCCUGCAGGAAGAGUGCGGCUACCUGCGGCGUCACCACCAGGAGGAGGUGGGCGAGCUACUCGGCCAGAUCCAGGGCAGCGGCGCCGCGCAGGCGCAAGCGCAGGCUGAAGCGCGCGACGCCCUCAAGUGCGACGUGACGUCGGCACUGCGCGAGAUCCGCGCGCAGCUUGAAGGCCACACGGUGCAGAGCACGCUACAGUCCGAGGAGUGGUUCCGAGUGAGGCUGGACCGACUGUCAGAAGCAGCCAAGAUGAACACAGACGCCAUGCGCUCAGCACAGGAGGAGAUAACUGAGUACCGGCGCCAGCUGCAGGCCAGGACCACAGAGCUGGAGACGCUCAAAAGCACCAAGGACUCGCUGGAGAGGCAGCGCUCUGAGCUGGAGGACCGUCAUCAGGCUGACAUCGCAUCCUACCAGGAAGCCAUCCAGCAGCUGGAUGCUGAGCUGAGGAACACCAAGUGGGAGAUGGCAGCCCAGCUCCGAGAGUACCAGGACCUGCUCAAUGUCAAGAUGGCUCUGGAUAUCGAGAUUGCUGCUUACAGAAAACUCCUGGAGGGCGAAGAGUGUCGGAUUGGCUUUGGCCCAACUCCUUUCUCCCUUCCAGAAGUACUCCCCAAAAUCGCCCCCAUGACCACUCACAUAAAGGUCAAAAGCGAAGAGAAAAUCAAGGUGGUAGAAAAGUCAGAGAAGGAAACUGUGAUUCUGGAGGAACAGACAGAGGAGGUCCGAGUGACCGAAGAAGUGACUGAAGAAGAGGAGAAAGAGGUGAAAGAGGAGGAAGCUAAGGAGGAGGAAGGAAGAGAAGAAGCAAAGUCUCCCCCAGCAGAAGAGGCCAAGUCCCCUGCCAAGGCCAAGUCCCCAGAAAAGGCUGAGUCCCCAGUGGAAGUGAAGUCACCAGAGAAGGCUAAAUCUCCUGUGAAGGAAGAGGUCAAAUCCCCAGAGAAACCCAAGUCCCCAGUGAAGGAAGAGGCCAAAUCCCCAGAGAAGGCCAAAUCCCCAGUGGAGGCCAAGUCCCCAGAGAAGGCCAAGUCCCCAGUGAAGGAAGAGGCCAAAUCCCCAGAGAAGGCCAAAUCCCCAGUGGAGGCCAAAUCUCCAGAGAAGGCCAAGUCCCCAGUGAAGGAAGAGGCCAAAUCUCCAGAGAAGGCCAAGUCCCCAGAGAAGGAAGAGGUCAAGUCCCCAGAGAAGGCCAAGUCCCCAGAGAAGGAAGAGGUCAAGUCCCCAGAGAAGGCCAAGUCCCCUGUGAAGGAAGAGGCCAAAUCUCCAGAGAAGGCCAAGUCCCCCGUGAAGGAAGAGGCCAAAUCUCCAGAGAAGGCCAAAUCCCCAGAGAAGGCCAAGUCCCCUGUGAAGGAAGAGGCCAAAUCUCCAGAGAAGGCCAAGUCCCCAGAGAAGGCCAAGUCCCCUGUGAAGGAAGAGGCCAAAUCUCCAGAGAAGGCCAAGUCCCCUGUGAAGGAAGAGGCCAAAUCUCCAGAGAAGGCCAAGUCCCCAGAGAAGGCCAAGUCCCCUGUGAAGGAAGAGGCCAAAUCUCCAGAGAAGGCCAAGUCCCCAGAGAAGGCCAAGUCCCCUGUGAAGGAAGAGGCCAAAUCUCCAGAGAAGGCCAAGUCCCCCGUGAAGGAAGAGGCCAAAUCCCCAGAGAAAGCCAAAUCCCCAGUGGAGGUCAAGUCCCCAGAGAAGGCCAAGUCCCCUGUGAAGGAAGAGGCCAAAUCCCCAGAGAAGGCCAAGUCCCCUGUGAAGGAAGAGGCCAAAUCUCCAGAGAAGGCCAAGUCCCCAGAGAAGGCCAAGUCCCCCGUGAAGGAAGAGGCCAAAUCCCCAGAGAAGGCCAAGUCCCCUGUGAAGGAAGAGGCCAAGUCCCCAGAGAAGGCCAAGUCCCCUGAGAAGGCCAAGUCCCCCGUGAAGGAAGAGGCCAAGUCCCCAGAGAAGGCCAAGUCCCCUGUGAAGGAAGAGGCCAAAUCCCCAGAGAAGGCCAAGUCUCCUGUGAAGGAGGACGCCAAGGCUCCUGAGAAGGAGGUCCCCAAGAAGGAAGAGGCAAAGUCCCCUGUGAAGGAGGAAGAGAAACCGCAGGAGGUAAAAGCCAAAGAGCCCCCAAAGAAGGUGGAGGAGAAAGCUCCAGCCACACCAAAAACUGAGAAGGACAGCAAGAAAGAUGAGGUGCCCAAGAAAGAGGCUCCAAAGCCCGAGGUGCCGGAGAAGAAGGAGCCUGCUGUGGAGAAGCCCAAAGAACCCAAAGCUGAAACCAAGAAGGAAGAGGCUGAAGAUAAGAAAAAAGCAACAACUCCAGAGAAGGAGGCUCCUGCCAAGGGGAAGGAAGAGGCCAAACCCAAAGAGAAGGCUGAGGUGGCCAAGAAGGAACCAGAUGAUGCCAAGGCCAAAGAACCCAGCAAAGCAGCAGAGAAGGAGCCAGAAAAGCCAAAGAAGGAAGAGACGCCAGCAGCACCUGAGAAAAAAGACGCCAAGGAGGGGAAGGCCACAGAGGCCAAGAAGCCUGAGGAGCCCAGCAAGGAGGCCUCCACACCCAGCAAAGCCAAGACGGAAAAGGCCGAGAAGUCCUCUAGCACAGACCAGAAAGAUAGCAAGCCUCCAGAGAAGGCCACAGAAGAGAAGGCCACCAAGGGGGAGAAGUAAGGUAGGAAGAAAGGAACAUCCAGAGCAGCCAAAGAAACUCAGGAGGGUCUGGGAACUCGAGGAUCGGCAUAACCAAUUUUCACUUUUCCUCUCUUUUCUUUAAGAACAAACUCUGCUUAGACGAUGGGCCCUCCUUCACCAAACAGGAAUUUCUAUUAGCAAUAUGUUAGCAAGAGAGGGCACUCCAAACCCCUGGUCCCACACCCCAAACCCUCCAUAGGUGAUGGACACUUAUGUUAUGAUAGCUUAUGUAGCCGAAUGUGCUCUAUGCCGAAUGCCACACGUAAACACUUGACUAUAAAAACUGCCCCCUCCUCUCCAAAUAAGUGCAUUUAUUUCCUGUAUGUGCAAUUGACAGAUGACCGCAAUAAUGAAUGAGCAGUUAGAAACAUAUUAUGCUUGAGAUGUCUUAACCUAUUCCUGAAUGCCUUCUAUUUUCCAAAGGAGUGGUCAAACCCUUGCCUCAAGCUCUCUAUCCUGGAAGAGCUGGAGCAGGUGGGGCUGGGCACUGGCCACUGAACUAUGCCGGGGCACACUUUUCCACUGGAGUCCACUUUCAAUUGCUUCUGUGCAAUAAAACCAAGUGCUUAU